This is a messenger RNA of Bombina bombina (fire-bellied toad), 1882 nucleotides long. RefSeq lists its product as uncharacterized. Lineage: Eukaryota; Metazoa; Chordata; Amphibia; Anura; Bombinatoridae. The record is from RefSeq and is a predicted model, not a curated record. Bases 70 to 837 code for a protein of 255 amino acids. The transcript is spliced from 4 exons.
CUUCCUGCAACUGAAGUGUGUUUUAGAGAUCAUGAUCCUAUAAAAUAAUAAGAAGCCUUUCAGCAGGUAAUGGCUGAAUUACCAGCUCCUGGACUGCAAUUGAAGACCCUAGAGCAGAGAAAACACAAAGGCCAGAACCUGUAUUAUCAGAUCUACUUAUGGAAGGUUCAACAGCUGCCUGCGGAUGUGCACAGAUUUUGCGAUCCACAGCUACCAGGGACCCGCAGAAAGGAGCUGCUGCACUCGCUAAGGAGCCUGGAGGAGGAUUCCAGCUGCCAACGCCUGCAAAUACUCUUCUCUUUCUCCGUGCCCAGCCCAGAGGUGCUAGACCUGCUGUGUGCCCUGCGCCUGCCUCUGGUGUCUGCAGGAGCUGGCAAUGGAUACUGGGAGUUUUUACUGCAGAAUCGUGGAGUUGAUGUUGUUGCUUUUGACCAGAACAACACUUUCCCACCAGAAAUGCAUUACACAGAGAUUAUGAGUGCAGGCCCUGAAAUACUCCAACAGUUCUCUGACAGGGCUUUAUUCUUGGCUUGGCCUGACUCUGAUGAGUCUUCACACUUUUCUCUGGAUUGUCUGGCCUACUUCAGGGGUCACACCCUCUUCCAUGUUGGUGAGCUUCUUGGGGAAACAAUGUCUUCCAAUCCCUGGGGUCAGUCAACCUCACGUGACUUCCAGAUGGCUCUGGCAGAGGACUUCUGCUGUGUGAAGCGAACAAGACUUCCCAGCUGGCCUGGCCACGUAGACUCUUUUAGUAUAUGGAAGAGAAAGUGCUCUCAGCCGGUUCUAUGUGACGGUGCUCAUUUCCAGUACGUGGAAACACAGAUACAAACAGACUAAUGAUUCAAGUGUUUCAGAUCAUGCAGUUCUCCGCAGUCUGUUCAAAAAUGCACUUAAUUCUCACCUCAACCUUGGAUCCUUUUCUGCUCCAAAGGGAAAUAAGCACUUUAAUUUAUAAUUGUAACUAAGUCAACAUGUUUUUUUUUUUUUGUAUGGUGCUUCAGAGUAUAAUGUUGGCAGCAGCCCUAGUGACUAUUUUUCAGCACUUAGCCAUCUUUGACACAAACACGAGUUAAAGAAACAGUAACACUCAAGCAGGUUUGGUUUUUGUUCCUAUGACCUGAAGCAGUUUGUAUUUGUGCUUUGGGCUUUUGUACAAAGAGAUCAGUUAAACUUGACAAGGAAAAUCAUAAUGCUGUAUAACUAUUAUGUGAGUACUUGUGUUUGCUAAAACAAUGUAAAAUAUAUUGAACAUAUACUUCUGUACUUCUUUACAAAUACUGUAUUUUACUGCUGCUAUUUAAACGUAUCUCUGUUGUGAGUACAACUAAAUCAGUCAGAAUGGAAACUAAAUGAAUUAUUUACCUGAUGCUAAACAGAGUGAUUCUGAAAUCUUGACCUGUUUGUGUACCCAGAGGACUGCAGAUAAAAAAACACUUUCUCAGAUGCUUCAACCUUUUUUGGCAGUUAAAAGCACAGUUAAAUGAAUACAAGUGCUUAGUGAUUUUUCCUGUAAAUGAAAUUCUCAGUAAUGCAUUCCCUGACUGCAGGUCUGGGCUGAUUAAUAUUUGGUAUUCUACAUGAUUAGACUGCGCAUGCGCGCGCACACACAGCUCUAAUCCUAAUGAUAGCAAUGAGCAAGCGCAGAGAAAUCUCUUGCAGACUGUUUUCCUUCUCAGUGUUUGAGAUGAAAUCGAAGAGCUUCAAUAAGAACCUAAAAUCUUAUUUUGUUUUGCUUUUUUUUUUUAAAAAAAAGAGAAAAUAGAUUUUAUUAAUAUUUUAUAAUGAAAUAUUUGUUGACAGAUCAUUGUUUUAAAGACAUUGAUGUGCUGGUGAUGUUUUCAUUUUUUUUUUUUUUUUGUACCUAUAAAUUGUUUUCAAUGAA